UGUAUCUACUUCCAUUUGUAGAAAUUAUAGGAUGAGGGAGAGGCAUCGCCAUUAUCCGAACUCACAGAGUGCUGGUUCAUCAAGCAAGAGGCUGGAGGAGGUCUCUCCACUGGGAGGCGAUCAAUGGCCGAUGACAUCUUCCAUGGACUUCCUCCUCCUUCGGCAACACAUGAGGCGGUGGUGGAGCAAGUGCUACCUUCGAUCUCUGAGAGACGAUACUCGUCUCCGAUUCCCAUUCCCUCCAUACGGCCUCCUGCCCUCAAGAGCGCCCUUAAGAGGGACAAGCACCCGGAAUCUCCUGGUGAAGUAGCACCCCAGAAGCGCCUCCGAUUCAAAACUACAGUUGAUGCAACUGAAGCACAAGUUAUAGAAGCAAUGAAGAAAAUCACGUCACAUAUAAAAGUUCCUUCGAAGUUUAGCAAGGCAUCAAAGCUUGCUAUACAACUAAUUCAAGCUGGUAGUGUAAAGCCAGAAAACAGUGAUUACUUCUUUGCCUUGCUGGAUGCAGCAAUGUCCUCUCCUACUGCUUGCAAUGAACCUUUAUUAAGGGCAGAUUAUCAUGCAAUGUUCUCUGCUGUUCAAGAGGUUACUCAGUGUUUCAGUAGGCAACAGAAGAAUGUUUUGGCAACGUGGAUGAUAAGGGCGUUGGUAGCUAAUGAUCUUUAUACUGAUGACAGCUUUGUGAAACUUGCAUGUUUGCAGUAUUCGAAGGCUGCUGGAAAGAUAAAGGAUGCCAUAUCUAGUCUCCCUGCUGCCACUGUAGAGGAUGAUGGGGAGGAAUCAGAAAUCCUGGGAAAAGCGGAAAAUGCUGAUUCUGUAGAUGUCGUAUUGUCAGCUCCUUCAGAAUCAGAUAAGGAAGCCUUUGAUCCUUUUGGAUUGGAUGCUUUGCUUCUACACGCAGGCAAGAAAAAUGAAAAGUCCAGGGGAAAGGAGGUCGCUGCAUUAAACAAGAAGGCAGAUGAAGAAGAGCAUAAAAAAUUUGUAAAGGCUCAAAGAGAGGUUUUACUUCUCUGUUUGGAGAUAGCUGCACGGCGUUAUAAAGUUCCAUGGUGCCAAACUGUGAUCGAUAUUCUUGCAAAAUAUGCUUUUGACCACAUCGACAGAUUCACGUUGCGGCAAAGAGAGGCCAUUGAAAAGCUUUGGACCUCCAUAAAAGAGCAGCAGAUUAGAAGGAAGCAGGGCAAAUCGGUUACCGGCAAGCUUGACAUGAAUGCUUUCGAAUGGCUGCAAGAGAAAUACUCUCGUGAGAAGAUAAGCAUACGGCAUUCCGUCGGAGGUGGGGGAGAGCGACAGGCGCAGCAGUGGCUUGGUUAAUUUGAUUGUAUGAAAAGAGAGAAUGUAAUCAAAGCUUUCAUGUGGUCUUUUGAAAAUAAAUUUUCAACGUUAUGACUUAAAAAUUGUAAGGCCUGACAUUUGUAACUUUAUUGUUGUAUUGAUUUCUCCUAAUUUUGGAUUUUCUAACCAAUCCU
Phalaenopsis equestris is the source of this 1469-nucleotide messenger RNA. RefSeq lists its product as uncharacterized. Lineage: Eukaryota; Viridiplantae; Streptophyta; Magnoliopsida; Asparagales; Orchidaceae. The transcript is spliced from 5 exons. The record is from RefSeq and is a predicted model, not a curated record. Bases 124 to 1314 code for a protein of 396 amino acids.